AGACGUGAACAUGAUCUGUAAAAUGGUGUAGCGGCCCGUAGCACGUACUAUGUGCUUCGAGUACUCGUGUCCCGACAGACGCUUUCGUGUGACACGCUGCGACGGACGGUACGAGGGAGCACCGGAACAGGAAGCGUACCUACGUACUAGCAACAGUUUCCUAUAGUUUCGUUUGCCCCUGCCUAAUGGCUAUUGCCCUCCAAGAAUUCAGGAGCUACGGAGAUCUCUGAUUAAAGGGCAAGAGGAUACUCCUAAACAACAUAUUACUGCGGCUCUACUUGGAGACAAUACUUUGAGGUGCUAAUCAAGGUUCAGGGAGGACGAGAAGAGAGGAAGACGGGAGCAGGGCAUUAACCACGCACCAACGACCCGACCUGACCGGCAUUCAAGUCCCGGCGUCCCGCGCCGCGGCCCAUCCCCCUCAUCCCGACCCCGUGAACGAGAAGCCAACCCCCCAAAAACGACUUGCCCCACGCGGACGCGGGAGCACACCACCACCAGCACCAGACCACCACAGCAAGAGCAAGCGCCCCCACAGGCCGUAGCGGUAGCGCUAUCGCGACGUCGCCACCGGCCACCACCACAAGGCACACGGGGACGACGGGACGGGCGCCCCCGCUCCACUACCGCCCGCCGGCCUCACACAGCACAGCAGGCUACAAGUCAGAACCCAAGAAAACCCCUAAAGUCAGUCAGAUCCCAAUCAAAAGAGGAGCAUCGCAGAGCUGUACGUAUCACGCAGGAGGUAGCGCUCCAUCCGCGGUGGCCAUGGUCUCGUCGCCUUCCCCACCCUUGCCCACCGCUGCCUCCGAGCCGAAGCAACAGCAGCGAGGCGGCACCAAGGCGGCGCCGGAGAAGGCCGACAAGAAGUACGCGCACGUCCCGACGCCGCUCCACCACGGUCAUGGCGGUGCCAGCAAGAAGACACCCCGCGGGGGCAAAGGCGGCGGCGGCGGCGACGCGGCCACCGACCCGGCGGCGUACGUCGCGGCGGUUUCCUGCUCCGACUGCCGCUUCAAGCAGCGCGCCCUGGCGCCGGCGUCGCCCGGCGCCGUCAUCCGCUCGCUGUUCGUCUCCCUCACCCGCCGCUCCACCCCGCGCUCGUCGCCGUCGGCCUCGGGCGGCGCCGGCGGCGCGGGGGACGACGGCGAGCAGUGGCGCCUCGCCGCGGCCGACCUCUCCCGCCGGCUCGCCGCGGCCACGCGCACGCGGGACGAGGCGCUGGAGGAGACCACGCGCCUGAAGCACUCCCUCGCCGAGCUGGAGCACAAGCUCGCGCGCCUCGAGUCGCGCGUGCUCCCGACCCCCGCGGCCGCCGCCGCCUUCCCUGUCGACUCUUUCCUCCGCGCCGUCUCGACCGCGCGCGCCGCCGUGCGGAACCUCGCGCGCGCGCUGUCCGCGCACCUCCGCAGCCCCUCCAGCCCCGGCCCGAGCCUCGAGAGCUUCCUCAACCGCGCUUUCCACGCCGACUUCGAGCUGGACACCGACGCCGACGUCCACACCCCGGACCCGGCGGGCCGGUGCCAGGCCAACCUCGCGGCGUACCACGCCAUCGCGGUGCUCACGUGGGAGGAGGUCCUGCUCCACGGCACCAAGCACUACAGCGACGGGCUCAGCCGCUUCUGCGACGCCAAGAUGAGCGAGGUGGUGUCCUCGCUCGGGUGGGCGCGCGCGCGGGCGUGGCCCGAGCCGCUGCUGCAGGCCUUCUUCCUUGCCGCCAAGGGCGUGUGGGGCGUCCGCCUCCUGGCGCGCUCCGUGCACCCGCCGCUCCCCGUUGUGCGCGCGGAGCGAGGCGCGCGCUUCGACCCGCGGUUCAUGGAGGACGCCGCGGCUAGCCGGGCGGGGAGGCUGGAGCCGGCCAGCGUGAAGAUGAUGGUGGCGCCAGGGUUCCACGUCUACCUGGCCGGCGCGGGCGUGGUGAAGUGCAGGGUCGUGUGCUUCUACAGCAGCGGUAACGGCCGCACCGGCGGCCACAGAGAUGGCGGGAGCAGCGCCAAUGGCAGCGUGGGGUUGGGGAGUAGCUGUAGUGACAUGAAUGGGAGUGCUACAGACGUGGUUGAUAGCUGUAAGAGCAGUAGGGUAGGGUAGUUGCACAGGGAGAAAGAAAACGGGGAUUUUACUUGUUCGUUAAAAAACAUGGUGAUCUGCGUUUAGCCAUUUACCGCUGCUUGUGUGCAUAUGGGGUGAAUGAUUAAUCACGAACAGUUUCUGUUAAUGUUGAUUAUGCACUACUAGUAAAAAGUUUGAGUACCACAGAUCA
Sorghum bicolor (sorghum) is the source of this 2260-nucleotide messenger RNA. Its product is annotated as IRK-interacting protein. The transcript is spliced from 2 exons. NCBI's taxonomy places the organism in Eukaryota, Viridiplantae, Streptophyta, Magnoliopsida, Poales, Poaceae. The record is from RefSeq and is a predicted model, not a curated record. Bases 769 to 2088 code for a protein of 439 amino acids.